GCCCGAUGGUGCGGGAGGUCAUCACGGUGCAGGUCGGGCAGUGCGGCAACCAGAUCGGCUCCCGCUUCUGGGACCUCGCGCUGCGCGAGCACGCCGCGUGGUCGAGCGGCAUCGCGGCGUACGACGAGCCGAUGUCCACCUUCUUCAGGCACGUCGACGCGAGGAGCGGAGCACCCCUUGCGCUCGGCGACGGCACUGUGCCGAUCUCGAGCCUGCGCGCGCGCGCCGUCAUGGUCGAUACCGAGGAGGGCGUCGUCUCGCAGGUCCUCCGCUCGCCACUCGCAGAGCUCUUUGACCGCUCGCAGGUCCUCGCCGACGUCUCUGGAGCGGGCAACAACUGGGCGCACGGGCACGAGCAUUACGGUCCGCUGCACCGCGACGGGCUGCUCGAGCGCGUCCGCCGCGCCGCGUCGCACUGCGACUCCCUCCAGGCCUUCUCCCUGCUCCACUCCAUGGGCGGAGGCACAGGCUCGGGGCUGGGCUCGUACGUGCUGGAGGCGCUCGCCGACGAGUACCCGAGGACCAUCCGCUUCGCGACCGCGGUCUUCCCCUCGGAGAGCGACGACGUCGUCACGUCGCCGUACAACACUGUGCUCGCCGCCGCCGAGCUGGCCGAGCACGCCACGGUGGCGAUGCCGCUGCAGAACGCUGCCCUCGCAGCCAUGGUGGACCAUGCGGAAGGCGGCGCCACGCCGCAUGCGGCUUCCGGCGGCGACGGGCGCGGCGGCGGCAGCGGCGGCAGAGGAGGCGGCGGCGGCGGCGGCGGCGGCGGAGGCGGCGGCGGAGGGUCGCGGCGAGAGUCGCUGGCGAGCAACGGGCCUGCGUCGCGCGCGCGCGCCUUUGACGGCAUGAACAACCUCGUGGCGCACAUGCUGACCUCGCUCACCGCCUCG
Molecule: messenger RNA, 893 nt
Organism: Emiliania huxleyi CCMP1516
Lineage: Eukaryota; Haptophyta; Isochrysidales; Noelaerhabdaceae
Exons: 2
Biological process (GO): mitotic cell cycle; microtubule cytoskeleton organization
Cellular component (GO): cytoplasm; microtubule
Molecular function (GO): structural constituent of cytoskeleton; GTP binding
Source: RefSeq, a predicted model, not a curated record